UCGUCAAUGAAAUGGUGGCUUUAAAAACCCGAUGACGUAAAAUGAUCCGAGGGUGGUGUUUUUGUGUCGAGCGACUGGGACUGGACGGACGGUGAUCGUCAUCAAUAGUCCCCCACCUGAUUGGUGGAUACAUUUUUAUUGGACUUGGAGAUUUAACGAACCAACAACAAGGUACAAAAUUCAUCAGCACAUCGACAUACAUACAAAGAAAAAUACCAAGUCCAAGAGCGAUUGCCAGUUAUCUCUCGACUUGAUAUAAUAGUCGUCUCAUGCCCAGCGUGGAGAUUGUCAUUGAUUUAUUCAGAGCAACAAUUUCAGCAGCAGCAGUCUGGUUAUUAAACGUCACUUGAGUGAAGAAUAAUACCAACAGGUGCCAGAAAACCAACAGAUUUUUAUAAAUUACUCGUUGACAAGCAGGAUGACAAUGGCAGCUUAUGGACUCAGGAACUCAGCCAUCACUACUAUUUUUUUCGACCUGGACAACACGCUGAUCGAGACAAGAAAGGGAGACAGUUUAGCUUGUAAAAAGCAAAUAUAGUGUGCGUGGAAACCAAUAAACCAAUCGCAAUACAUAAAACCUUGAAGAGAAGUAGACGAAAGGGCGCGAGAGGUCAUGUCAUGUCGUCAGCAACUUCACGAUCAUGUGCGCACAAUGCAGGCAGUAACCUCGUGUUUACUACUUUGGUAAUUUAUUAAAAAAUGCGAUUUAAAUAAAAAAAAAAAUACUCGUUUACGUUUUAUAUAUUAUUAAUUAAAACAUGAUUGAUUGAUUGAUUGAUUGAUUUACUGAUUUGAUAUUUAUUUGAAUAUUUAACGGGAGUUUUAAAUAUUUCGAUAAAAAAAAUUUGUCACAGUGCGCGGCGCGUAAUAUAAAAGUUUGUUUUCUCGUUUUGACGAUUGAGUUUUAGUUUUAGUUUUAGUUUUAGUUUAUCGACGUGCCGCGAAUUCGCUGAAACAACUGAACUCAAGUUCGAAGAGUUUUGAGCAGAGAGUCAAGAACCCGCGGCUGAGAACCGAGGAUUUUAUAGUGAGGAACUAAAAUAGAACAAGAGAACAGUCUGUGUAACUUGAUACGGUUUCCUGAUAUAGCUGUUUCUUGAUAAACCAACCACGUCGACGGUUAACGACGAAGACUAUUUUAGACGGAGAAUAUCCGACGGAUACUCAAAAGUCUUAAUUGUAGAUAAGGAACUACGGAUAGUUGGUUGCUGAAGAAAACGAUAAACAAAAGUAAGACUGAGACUGAGAAUAAGAAUCAGAGUAAAAAUAAAAGUUGGAGGCUGUGUAGUGAAAUCUUUACUUGGUCUAUUUAUCAUUUAUAUUUUAGUAACUUAUACUAUACUAGUUCUCCUGCUGAUGUUUUAUACAACUCGGGUGAGUGCGACAAGUUAUUUUUAACACCACUACUUAGACACCACGUAUUCAAAUUAUUUUUCGUGAGAAAUCAAGUCAGUUAAGAGGAUUACCAGCAAACGUUUCAGUCGUCGUCGACAACGUAUUGCUUUUCAUUUAUAUUGGAGAUUGAAGAUAAAGAACACGAAGAUUAGAGUGAGAGUUAAUUGUUUUUUUAUUGGGUGAUAAAAAGAUAAUUUGAGAGCAUCAAAGGACAAGGCUAGAACGUACGUUGUUGGGAGUGAUGCCAAUUGGCUUUGAAUCCAUUUUAAUUUAAUUCGAAAGUGGUUAAAUUAUAAAACUUUAUUUUGUUUCAUUGUGCUGUUGGCAUUUACUUGAAUUUAAACUCGUCAACGAGGAAAACCUGGAAAUUAAGUGGAAAUUAAGUAAUAAAUUUCUGUACUUGGGUUUUUACUUUAAAUUGUCAAGAUGAGUAUCCCGGAAGGAGUGACCAAGUGCGUUGGGAUUCUCAAGAUGGUGACGAGCGAUUCGGAAAAAUUUGCGGCACUUUUUAUGGUGACUAAGCUGGUGGACAGCAAAGACUGCAGCUCAGAGGCCAAGAAAAUGAUCUUCGAAGCUAUUGGGUCAAAGUUUUUGCGGCGAUUGUUGGUCAGCAAUGAUGUACCGGUUGAUUGUCCGCCGCAGGUCUACAAAUCGGUUGCGUUGUCAAUUCUCACGGCCUUUUGCAGCGACCCGGAGCUGGCUCGCCACCCGGACAUGGUCGCACAUGUGCCAGCGCUGCUGGAAAUCGUCUCUCAAGCUGACGAAGACGCUCCUGAUGACACUCUGAUUAUUGUAAGUGAGGCGUACAGGUGCCUGCAGAGCAUAGCGCAGCAUCCGGCUGGACAGAAGGCUCUGCUUGAGCAGAAAGCAAUUUCCAAGAUGUGUGAAAUAUAUUCUGAGAAGAGUUUCCAGACAGACCAGGCGCUGAACAUCCUGGUGACUUUGGUGAGUCAGUUGGGAGCAGAAGCUUGGGAUCCCGUUGACCCGGCGCCUUUCCACGCGAUCAUGAAUAAAAUAGCACUGGACUUUGAGACAGAUCAUUCAGAGAGAAAGUUUGAAUUGUGUGGUAUUUUACAAGCUCUGAUAAAUUCAUGCCGCAAGGAACAAGUUGUAGACACGUGCAAAGAAGAAUCAUGGCCUCAGAGUCUGUACAAAGGACUCUGUGAUGUUCUUGGUUCUAAGAUUGGUAAAAAUCAGCGAGAUCCGGCGUUAAAAUUGGCCUCAGCUGUACUCGAAUUGUUCGGAGUUGAAUGGGCACUUAUGGAUGAAGAGAAGCCCAAGGUGUUCUUUUUAUUAUUAAUUCAAUUGGCGUCUAUUGAAGUGCGAAUGCAACUUGAAGGCAAGCAAUUGAAAGCCGUUAUUCAAAAUGCCGAUUUAAUAACAGCCUGUUUUAUUAUUUUGGAAGUAUCUUUGCAGUACAUCACCACAGACCAAUUGGACUUGGAGCAAAAAGAAAAACAGUCAUUGUAUACUGCACUGAAGGGAGCAUUUUCUGCGGUUAUUGGUUUGCUUACUUCGGUUUCGAAAAUGAAAGAGCUCACGGACAUAAAAGAUAAAAUAUUUGUCUGUGCAAUGGUAAGAGUUUUAGCCGCCUGGUUGGUUCAAGAUACCUCAUCAAUGCGUCCUCAAGUGUACGCCGUUCUUCCUUACAUGCUCACCGUCGCCAAGGAUACGUUUUACGCCUGCCGCAAUCGUAAGAUGUCGGAAAAAGUAAAAGCCAAUAAAUCUGAUGAGUCUUCAUCGUCCUCUGAACCUGUCGUUCAUGAUCCUCUCAGCGAAGUCGACAUCCUCCGAGUUCUGCUGCCGGCUUUGUGUCAUCUGGCGGUUGAAGAAGACGCCCGCAAGAUUCUGCUCAAACACAAGCAGGAAGAAAUUCUCUUUGACUGUCUGUCUUAUCACUGGACAAUAGUGCAAAAUAAAAAACCACCGGUACCCAGGUCUGAGCGUCUCAAGGCAAUAAAAGAACCGCAGAAAGAACUGGAGCCCCGAGUCCUGGAGGAAAUGAACGACUCACGCGCUGCCAUGGUCUCCAUCUGCAAUGUCCUCAUGAACAUCACAGUACUCGAGGCUAAAUUGGUCGAGCAGUCGGCCACUUUCGUGGCUCUGCUCAAGUUCAUCUUCGACAAUCUGCCGAUACUCAAGCAGACCAGCGAGAACCUGGUCCUUCAUGGUCAUCUUGCUGUCCUGGGUCUGCUGCUGCUCAAACAGCAGGCGAAGCUCGCCAAGAAAAAUGACUACAGCAUCACCGGGUACAUCAGAGCCACAAUAAGAUUCCUCUGGGAUGCUUACAACGUCGACGAGAGCAACAACCCCACGGAACUGGUCGUCGCAAUAUCUUACAAGGAACACUGGAUGGAGAUAAUGGAGCUCUGGUUCCUGGGCAUGCAGACAAUGGCCAGUGUUUUGCAGCAGAUUCCCUGGCUCGCGGAGUUCGCCAUCGAGUCCGGGUGGGUCGAGGGCAUCAUCGACGUACUCAAAAAGGUCAAAAUAGGCUCACUGCCUCCCAAUGUUAAAUCUGCGUAUGAAGAUCUACUUUGUCAUCUGGUGAAAGCUGAUCCCAAGGUCGCCUCCGAGCUUAAGAAAUACGACGCACUUACUGUCUGCAGAAAUCACCGUAUGAUGGAGUUGGGAAAAAGUUUAUUCGGCGAUUAAUUUUCUAUCAAUCAAUUUUUUUUUUUCUUUCAUUAACAAGAGUAAUUAAGAGAAUUUAAAAAAAUGUUUUUGACACUGGCUUUUAAAAUAUUAAUACUAGCUAGUGGUAGCAUUUAUAUAUAUAUUUAAAUAUUUAAUUAUAAAUUAAAUAAUUAAUGUUAUUAAUAAAUAGUCAUAAUUAAUUUGUUGAUUUUUUUAAAAAUAUUACAGGUCAUACAUUUAAAAAUAUGUACAUUGGUCAUAAAUAUUUUAAUAACACAUCAGACCUAUAAAUAGUUCCUGGCAACUGAGACGCUGCUAAAAAUAUUAUUUAUUUAAAUAUCAAAAGUGUAAACUCAUAUUUAUUAUAUUUUAUAAAUAUUUAGUUUACCUAUUAAUUAAAAAUUCAAUUAACUUUAAUAAUUAUUUCAUGCAAAAAAAAUUAGCAUCGUUUCCAGUGCUAUUUUGUCAUCACUCUGAUGUCAUUUAAAAAAAAUCAAGAUUUAAAAUAAACAAAAAUUUUUAUUAUGCCACAAAUUCAAAAAAAAAUGUACAUCAAAAAAUUGUUGUAAAAAAAAAUAAAAAGAGUGAGCUAGAACUGUAUCAAAAUAAAAAAAUUAAACGAAUGUUUUUUUAUAAAAAAAAUUGUGUAUCAUUAAUCCUCAAUAAUAAUCCUGCCUAAACAAUCUGUGCUAUAAACAAUUAAAAAUUGUUAAUUAGACUUAGUUGGAAGAAAUGAACAAAAGCAACUACCAAUUAAGUCUGUUGUUGGCACAACUGAUUUUGUUGU
Messenger RNA from Microplitis mediator, 4816 nucleotides. RefSeq names its product neurochondrin homolog (gene Neurochondrin). The record is from RefSeq and is a predicted model, not a curated record. Bases 1822 to 4047 code for a protein of 741 amino acids. Gene Ontology annotation, cellular component: dendrite. Gene Ontology annotation, biological process: neuron projection development; regulation of neuronal synaptic plasticity. Lineage: Eukaryota; Metazoa; Arthropoda; Insecta; Hymenoptera; Braconidae. The transcript has 3 exons.